Molecule: messenger RNA, 1549 nt
Organism: Tribolium madens (black flour beetle)
Lineage: Eukaryota; Metazoa; Arthropoda; Insecta; Coleoptera; Tenebrionidae
Gene: eas
Product: ethanolamine kinase 2
Exons: 5
Coding region: 458-1492 (344 amino acids)
Biological process (GO): phosphatidylethanolamine biosynthetic process
Cellular component (GO): cytoplasm
Molecular function (GO): ethanolamine kinase activity
Source: RefSeq, a predicted model, not a curated record
UGGAAACGUGCAGAUUUCUCCAUUUUUUUUUUGGUUGUUGUCAACUGUAACCAUAGAAACGUGUCAAUUCAUUUAAUUGUAACUAUGGAAACGUGCAGAUUUCUCCAAUUAUUUUUGGUUGUUGUCAACUGUAACCAUAGAAACGUGUCAAUUGAUUUAAUUGUAACUAUGGAAACGUGCAGAUUUCUCCAUUUUUUGUGUCAAUUGCCAUAGUAACUGCGUCAGCGGCGACUUGAUUGCCUUGACUAUUGCACAAUUUUCCGCACUGGGUUAGCAAUGCUACCAACCGACGGAAACGUCUCCAAACAGGCGAUCAAUAAAUGAAAUAUCUGAAAAAUGUGUCACUGUAAUAAUUUAAUCGCUUUAAUCUGCAUUAUUGCGUCAAAAAAUUCCGACAAUUGUUAUCAUUAUUUGUCGUCGAGCUUAGCAUUAGUUCUCGUGCGGACGUGUCAGAGUGAUGAGUGAGAUGGGGGCUCCGCCAGUUCCGCAUUUGUCGCUCCAGGUGGCCGAGGGGGAUGUCUUCGGGGGGGCGGCGCGCGUUUUGGGGGCGAUACGGCCGCAGUGGCGCCGUAUCGAGUUUAAGCUGUUGACAGAUGGCAUCACGAAUAAGUUGGUGGGAUGUAGUGGUGAGGGGGUGGAGGAGGAGGAGACGGUGCUGGUGAGGAUCUACGGGAAUAAGACUGACCUUCUGAUCGAUCGCAAGGCCGAAACGAGGAAUAUACUACUUUUGAGCAGUUUAAACCUGGCUCCUAGUCUGUACGCCACUUUCGAAAAUGGUCUCGCCUACCAAUUCGUCCCUGGGUGCACUUUGACCCCUACCACGGUCAAGGAACCCAAAAUUGCCCAUCUGGUAGCCACCCAAAUGGGCAAAUUGCACAAAGUCCAAGUACCGGACAUAUCCAACCCUCAACCCUUCCUCUGGACCAAAAUCCGGAAUUUCCUCGAUUUAGUACCUGAACAAUUUAGUGAUAUUACCAAAAAUGAGAGGUACCGUAAAAUUGGCCCUCGAAAAACCCAAAUCGAACAAGAAUUGAUUUUUUUACAAAGUAUUUUAAGCGAGGAAAAAUGCCCGAUUGUCUUUUGUCACAAUGAUUUACUCCUAGGCAAUGUGAUUUACAAUUCGGAUAAAAAUCAAGUCACCUUUAUUGACUACGAAUACGCCAACUAUAAUUAUCAAGCGUUUGAUAUAGCCAAUCAUUUUUUGGAAUUCGCGGGUGUCGAAAACGUGGAUUAUGGGAAUUACCCAACGCGGGAAUUUCAAAUUUUCUGGCUGAAAAACUACCUAAAUGAGUUUAAACCCGAUUUUAGCCAAUCAGAACUCGAAUUGUUGCUCAAUCAAGUCGACAAGUUUACACUCGCCAGUCAUUUGUUUUGGGGUAUUUGGGCCCUCAUCCAGACCGAACAUUCCGAUAUUGCGUUUGAUUUUUUAGGAUAUGCCGUUGUGAGAUUCAGUGAGUAUUUUAAGAAGAAAGAAGAGUUGGCAAGGAAAUGAAGACAAUAAUUGUUUUGUUUAAAGAAUCUCAAUAAAAUUUAUGCAAGUUGAUUAAAA